CUUUUUUUCUAUAUUCUAAAAAAAAAAAAAAUUUAGCACCUAAGAAAUUAGAAUUGAGCAUAAAUUAAAAUAUAAAAAUCUUUUGGAUGUGUAGAAGUUGAAAAAUAAAUUCUUGACGUAUCCAAUGUAGUCAGUCGCUCGCGAGCCAAGAUCCACAACGGUUCUCGAAUAUGAUACUCUGCGUUAAUAAAAAAAAUGCACGUGUAUUUAAAUGAAAAUAAAAAUUCUUCCUAAAUUUUAAACUAGCAAAAAGUGAAAUGAAAAAAUUGUGAUCACAAGUUUAAAUAAAGUGUUCAAAAAAAUUAUUUUUUUUUAAUUUAAAAGUUACAGUUUUAAAGAAAGAAAAAUGUUAAAUAAUUUUUUUCAAGUGCCUUUUAAUUAAAGUGCCCUUAAAAAAGUAUCGAGAAAUUAGGGAAAAAAAUAUUUAUAUUGUAAUUUAGUAUAUAGAAAGUCGACAUACAAAUGCGUGUAAUAUGACGUCCAAUGCGAUUAGGGGCAUUCGAAGGAAGAAGAGUUCGUUAUGUGAGGUCAAAGUGGCUGUAAUUGGAGCCCCAGGAGUUGGAAAAAGUGCCCUGACCGUGAGAUUUUUGACGAGGCGAUACAUCGGAGAAUACGAUCAUCAGUCGGAAAACAGAUAUAAACACGAAGUUUUGGUCGAUGGAGAGCCAAUUCUUUUUGAAAUAUUGGACACGUGUCCUAAGCAGAGCGAGGAAGAACUACCGACAAUUGAUACAUUACAAUGGGCAGAUGGAUUGCUUUUAGUUUAUUCAAUAACUGAUAGAGGAUCAUUUAAUUUUGUUCGAAAAGCUAAAGAAGCAUUAGCUGUUGCUGAUCCGGAAGCUACAAUGCCACUUGCAUUGGUUGGAAAUAAAGCUGACAUGGUUCAUCUUCGUCAAGUGAGCGCCGAAGAGGGGGAAAUUUUAGCUAAGGACUUUGAAUGUUGUUUUAGUGAAGUAACAGCAGCUGAACAGGUUGUACAAGUGGCGGAAUCAUUUCACGAAUUAUGUCGCGAAGUUUUGGCCGCAAGAAGAAGAAAUAAACAAUCUUUACUUGAUAGAAUGCUUGGAAGUAAAGCAACAAAGACCUAUUCACGAGGCAAAAGUGACUCUUCAUUGCCCAAGGAUUAAUUUAAUUAUGAUUCAAAGAAUUAAGAUUUGAUAAAUCAAGAAUUUUUUUUCUUUUUUUUUCCACGAGUACCAUAAGUGCCAAAGAUAUUGUAAGAUAAAAAUAAUCAUAUCAUAACGUUCCGAAUACUGAAAAUUGUCAAACAAUGGAAAGUAAUUUUUAAUCAUUAACUAGUUAUUUAGGAUUAAAAAAAAGCCUACAGUUAGUUUAAAAAAUGAUAAAAUAUUUUUUUUAUUUAAUCGAUUUUGAUUAAAAGAUUUUUAAAUAUUCAUAAAUAAAUUUAAUUAAUUAAA
Leptopilina boulardi is the source of this 1418-nucleotide messenger RNA. RefSeq names its product ras-related and estrogen-regulated growth inhibitor. The transcript has 6 exons. Gene Ontology annotation, molecular function: GTP binding; GTPase activity. The coding region runs from base 474 to 1127 and encodes 217 amino acids. Lineage: Eukaryota; Metazoa; Arthropoda; Insecta; Hymenoptera; Figitidae. The record is from RefSeq and is a predicted model, not a curated record.